AUGAGCAGCGCGAGGGAUGCGCUGAAGGCGCUGGCGGAGGGCAUCCCGCUGGGGGCGCCCGCGUCGCGUGUGCGAGAGGAGGGCCGCGACGAGUCGGUGCCCCACGCCCCCGUGCGCACCCCCCACCUGAGCGAGGCCGAACGCAGGCGGGCCAUCGCCAACGCCCUCCGCUACUUCCCGACCGAGCUCCACGCCUCCCUGGCCCCCGAGUUCGCCCAGGAGCUGGCCGACUUCGGUCACAUCUACAUGUACCGCUUCCGCCCCACCGCCUACGCCAUGCGGGCCUACCCCAUCGACUACUACCCCGCCAAGUGCCAGCAGGCUGCGGCCAUUAUGAUGAUGAUCAUGAACAACCUGGACCCGGCGGUGGCGCAGUUCCCGCACGAGCUCAUCACCUACGGCGGCAAUGGCGCCGUGUUCCAGCACUGGGGUCAGUACCACUUGGUCAUGAAGUACCUGUCGGAGAUGACCGACGAGCAGACGCUGGUCAUGUACUCUGGCCACCCGCUCGGGCUCUUCCCCAGCACCAAGGAUUCGCCGCGCGUGGUGAUCACCAACGGCAUGGUGAUCCCCAACUACUCCUCCAAGGACCUCUACGAGAAGAUGCACGCACAGGGUGUCACCAUGUACGGCCAAAUGACCGCCGGCAGCUACUGCUACAUCGGUCCGCAAGGCAUUGUGCACGGCACGACCAUCACCCUCCUCAACGCCGGCAGGAAGUACCUCUCCACGUCCGACCUGGCCGGCAAGGUCUUUGUCACGGCUGGACUUGGCGGCAUGAGCGGCGCGCAGCCCAAGGCUGCCGUGAUUUGCGGCGCCAUCGGCGUUGUGGCCGAAAUCUCUCCCGCGGCCACCAAGAAGCGACACGAACAGGGGUGGGUGAUGGAGGUCUACACCUCCCUAGACGACGUGAUCGCGCGCAUCAAGAAGGCCAAGCAGGCCAAGGAGACCCUCAGCAUGGCCUACCAGGGCAACGUGGUCGACUUGUGGGAGCGGCUGGCGCAGGAGGACGAGAUGCUUGUCGAGCUGGGCAGUGACCAGACGUCCCUCCACAAUCCCUACAGCGGAGGCUACUACCCGGCGGGCCUUUCGUUCGACGAGGCCAACGAGAUGAUGUUCAAGGAUCCCGCCAAGUUCAAGGAGAUGGUGCAUGAGAGCUUGAGGAGGCACGUGAAGGCCGUCAACAACCUGACCAGCCGCGGCAUGCGAUUCUGGGACUACGGCAACUCAUUCUUGCUGGAGGCCAGCCGGGCGGGUGCGGACAUCAUGGCGGACGAUGGGCUGGCGUUCCGGUACCCCUCCUACGUGCAGGACAUCAUGGGCGACAUCUUCUCUCUCGGCUUCGGCCCGUUCCGCUGGGUGUGCACGUCGGGCGAGGCUGAGGACUUGGCGACCACGGAUCGUAUCGCUACGGAGAUCGUGGCCGGGCUGCGCGACUCGUCUCCCGAGAAGUCCAAGCAGCAGUACGAGGACAACUACCUGUGGAUCACCCAGGCUGCCGAUCACAAGCUGGCUCGCAUCCUCUACGUGGACGCCUUCGGCAGGGCGGCCAUUGCCGAGGCCAUCAAUCAGGCUGUCAGGGAUGGCCGUCUCAAGGCGCCCGUGGUCAUCUCCCGUGACCACCACGACGUCAGCGGUACCGACAGCCCGUACAGGGAGACCUCCAACAUCACCGACGGCUCCACCUUCACCGCGGACAUGGCCGUGCAGAACUUUGUGGGCGACGCCAUGCGCGGCGCGACGUGGGUCUCCCUCCACAACGGUGGCGGCGUGGGCUGGGGUGAGGUCAUGAACGGCGGCUUCGGUCUCGUCCUCGAUGGCUCUGAUGACGCGUCGCGCCGGGCGCGUAACAUGCUGUUCUGGGAUGUCAACAACGGCAUCGCCCGCCGCGCCUGGGGCACCAACGACAACGCCGAGCACGCCAUCCGUCGCGCGAUGGAGCUGACGCCCAACCUGAAGGUGACCCUGCCCUACCACGCCGACGAGGCCCUCAUCGAGAAGGCCCUCGGCGGCGUCCAGCAGUAG
Acanthamoeba castellanii str. Neff is the source of this 2025-nucleotide messenger RNA. Its product is annotated as urocanate hydratase. Gene Ontology annotation, biological process: L-histidine catabolic process. Gene Ontology annotation, molecular function: urocanate hydratase activity. The transcript has 17 exons. Lineage: Eukaryota; Discosea; Longamoebia; Acanthamoebidae. Bases 1 to 2025 code for a protein of 674 amino acids. The record is from RefSeq and is a predicted model, not a curated record.